Aegilops tauschii subsp. strangulata is the source of this 2037-nucleotide messenger RNA. RefSeq lists its product as uncharacterized. Gene Ontology annotation, biological process: proteolysis. Lineage: Eukaryota; Viridiplantae; Streptophyta; Magnoliopsida; Poales; Poaceae. Gene Ontology annotation, molecular function: aspartic-type endopeptidase activity; zinc ion binding; nucleic acid binding. The record is from RefSeq and is a predicted model, not a curated record.
AUGGACAUGGCUCAGCUUCUCCAAGCCUUCCGAGAGGAACACCAAGCCAACACUGCAGCCCUCGAAAUGAUUGCUCAGGCUGUCAACUGCCAGCCGGCGGGGAACGGCAAUGGAUGCUCCACGUUGGCGGAGUUCAAGAAGCAUGCACCACCCACCUUCAUCGAGACUGCUGAACCCCUGGACGCAGACGACUGGGUCUGCACCAUUGAGGAUCUGCUGGAACUAGUCAGAUGCACUGAGGACCGUGAGAAGGUGGCAUAUGCUGCUCACUGUCUCGGGGGAACUGCCAGAGCUUGGUGGGAUGGCUUCAAGGCCAUGCAUGCUGAGCAAAACAUCACUUGGAAUGACUUCAAGGCAGAAUUCCGCAAGGCCCACAUUCCUUCCGGAAUCAUGGCCAUCAAGAAGCGUGAAUUCCGAGCCCUGAAGCAAGGAAGUAGCACUGUCAAGGAGUACAUGCAGAAGUUCAGUGUUCUCUCAAGGUAUGCUCCUGAGGAUGUCAGCACUGAUGCUGCCAAAAGGGAGCGCUUCAUGGAAGGCCUUAACCAGACUCUACAGUACUCGCUUGUUGUGUGUGACUGCCCGACCUUUCCUGAUCUGGUGAACAAGGCACUCAUGCUUGAGGACAAGCGACGUGCUUUGGAUGAUACCCGUAAGCGCAAGAUGAUCAGCAAGGGUAGCUCCAGCAACCAGAAGCCUCGCCCGUUGCAGCCAGCCCCGGUCAAGCCAACCUAUCAGCAGCCAAGAGCCCUUGCACCCCGCACCAACUAUCAGCCUCAGCAGUAUGCCAACCCCAGGCCAGCUUACAACAACCCCAAUAACAAUGCCGGCAAGAGCGGCAACCCCAAUCAAGUCACUUGCUUUGGAUGUAGUCAGCCAGGACACUACUUCAAGAAUUGCCCCAACAAGAUGCCCGACGCCUCGCGCCCCAAUGCGCAGAACCCAGGACAAGGCCGCGGAAUGCCACCAAGGAACCAAGCUCCCCGCAUCCCGCCAUACAAUGGCAAGGGUCGUGUGAAUCAUGUCACUGCAGAAGAAGCCCAGGAAGACCCGGACGUCGCGCUGGGUACGUUCCUUGUCAACUCAGCACCUGCAACUGUCUUGUUUGAUUCUGGAGCCACGCAUUCAUUUGUCACCCAAAAGUUUGCAUUAGAGAGUGGCAUGACCCCUACACCCCUGAAUAACCCUAUGGUGGUACAAACCCCCAGAGCAGAGAUGAGAGCCAAGAUAGGAUGUAAAGGAGUCGGGAUUGUCAUUAAUGGGGUAGACUUCCUAGCAGACCUUAUCAUCUUAAGAUCGCAAGGCUUGGAUGUGAUCUUAGGAAUAGAUUGGCUCAUCAAGCACCAAGGCUUGUUAGAUUGUGUCAACCGGACAUUCACCAUGACCAUUGACCAAGGAGUCGAAGUUAAAUUUGCCUCCAACCCCUCCUCUGCUCAAGCCAACCAAGUCAACCGUCUGACUGAAGUUGGAUUGGAGCAAGUGCCGGUAGUAUGCGAAUACCCCGAUGUCUUUCCUGAUGAGCUACCGGGAAUGCCUCCUAACCGAGACAUUGAGUUCAUCAUCGAGCUCAUGCCCGGAGCAGGACCCAUCUAUAAUAAGCCUUAUAGAAUGGGAUCGGAGGAGUUAGCAGAAUUAAAGAGGCAACUAGAAGAGCAGUUGAGGAAGGGAUUUAUCCGCCCUAGUGCCUCCCCUUGGGGAUCACAUGUUCUGUUUGUGGCAAAGAAGGACGAUCUGUUUGAUCAACUCAAUGGGGCCAAGGUGUUCUCCAAGGUCGACCUCAGAUCUGGGUACUACCAGCUAAAAAUCAGACCCCAAGAUAUUCCGAAGACGGCAUUUGUAACCAGAUAUGGCAUGUAUGAGUGCACGGUCAUGUCCUUUGGAUUGACCAAUGCCCCAGCUUACUUCAUGUAUCUCAUGAAUAAGGUCUUCAUGGAAUAUUUGGACAAGUUUGUCGUUGUCUUCAUUGAUGACAUUCUUGUCUUCUCGAAGACGGAAGAAGAGCACGAGCAACACUUGAGGAUGGUCCUAGACAAGCUUUGA